UUGCUUAAAUGAAUAUCGAGAUUGCCUAUGAGAAAUCUGUUGCGUUAGAUGUAAUGGACCGCAGCGCGAACGUGAACAAAAGCCCGUCGACGAGGUGCGCAAAACGUCGGAACUCCGCAAUACCACCUUAAAUAGGCGCCUCGCAUAGGCGCAGAGCGUAGCGGAUGGCUGUCUUCGGAAAGUAGUCCACCUUAAGCGCACAUAGUGGGUAAACGCAGGCGUAGAGCGAGGCUUCCGCUUCAUUCCCAGCCGGGCUCGGAGCGGAUCACUUCGGAGACAAGAGAGAGGCGCUCGGCCAAAGCCAACGGAACCAGUGCUGCAACAUGUCGGAGCCGAAAUACCGAGAAUGGAUCCUGGAAACCAUCGACUCCCUGCGCUCGAGAAAAGCCCGACCGGACCUGGAAAGGAUCUGCCGAAUGGUCCGAAGAAGACACGGGUCAGACCCGGACAAAACCAGGGCUGAACUAGAAAAACUGAUCCAAGAGCAAACUGUGCUGAAAGUUAGCUACAAGGGGUCCAUUUCGUACAGGAACGCUGCCAAAGUGCAAAGAAAAUGCAGAAAGAGAGCGGAGCCAACCACCGACAGCAGCAGCAGCGGCGAGUCGCUGGGUGAACAGAGCAAACACGCCAGUUUCAAUAACAACGGCGACAGCGCGCUCAGCCUCACGGACCAAGAAGAGUGCGAGGAUAAAGAGCCCGAGGAACGCGGGGUGAGCCCGUGCCCCGACCCCCUGCCUCAAACCUCGCCCUCGACGCUCGAGAAGGAAGACAAGAUUUUACCACUACCUAGCGGAAACAGUUUUGUUAGUUGUGGCGCAACGGGCCACUCCGCCGGGAGCGUGAAAGCAAGUGCAUCGAAAGACAAGAGAUUAGUCGAUGUGGCGGGUGGAAGCGGCUCCUCUCUCCAGCGCGAUGCUGCCUCUAGUGCGAACAGACGGGCCGAAGGAGACAAGGCGCUCGGCGCCGGCCACGAGGACAGUGAGGAUGAUGAGAGAGAGGAGAAAACUUGCCCGAGCGUCAGUUCGGCCGUCAGCAGUUCGCCCAAGCUCCCCGCGGCCCCCAAACCCAAACUCAAGGUGGGGGCAAAGGGCUCCGGUGCGCGCUGCUCCGACUCCCCGGAGGAGAGCAGCGUCGAUCUGGGCGACAGACUGGUUGCUGCGGUCCGAAGUCUGUCCGAGAGGCACCGGGGCUCCGCCGCAACACGGGGCCACGCACCGCCCGGGCUCAAAGAGAUCCUCGGCUACCUCAGCACGCAGCGAGGGAUGCCCGGGGAGAAGCUGACCCGCAACCGCGUCAAAGUGGUGCUGGAGCGGGAGAUCGAGAGGGGUCGCCUCCGCAGGACCCGCCUCGGCCACAUCACUCUUCCCGCGAGGGGGAUGGGGGCGGCCAAGCCGUCCGCUCGACUCCUGAAGAGCGCACUGCAGGACGGACAUCUCGCGAAAAAGCAAGAGGUGAAGGAGGAAGAAAGGAUGGAGGUGGAGAGUGAGGAACAUGACACAGAGGAAAACAGAGUGGGCUCAAUGGAGGAUGCUCCUAAGACCAUCACUGAUGGAGGUCCCACAGGUGUCAAAACCUGCACUGACCCAACCUCACCUGACGUGGAGGUCGAGCCCGAUAACGGCACCGACUCACCAAUGACGUCUGAGGGGAAAUCCCAGUCAUCUUCAUCGCUGGAGACGUCAAACCAGUGCUCCUUACAGCAGGAAGUAGACGUGGGUGGAAGCGAAGAGCAGACAAUGCCAGUCGAGCCUGAAGAUGCUGGUGCUGAGAAAAACGCAGAUGCGCCUGAUCAGCUACAUCCCAGCACUGAGGUAAUGUCUGAGGAACAGGUAAUUGUGAUGGCAGAGACUGUAAAGGCUCCAUCGUCAAUACCUCUAAGAAACUGUUCAGGCUGUAAGCUGGAAGUGGGAGUGUCGUCAUGUCUGCUGACCCCCUCUGCCUCACCAGGAGCAGCUGAAGAACGAGGGAUGAAUGAAGGAAUAGGUGGCUUUGUGAAGUCGGAGAUGAGUGGCAUGAGCCCGGUGGACUGGACUGUAGCAGACGUGGCCAGCUACUUCACCGCGGCCGGAUUUCCAGAGCAGGCGCUCGCUUUCAGGACACAGGAAAUUGAUGGAAAGUCCCUCCUUCUGAUGCAGAGGAAUGAUGUGUUGACAGGCCUGUCAAUCAGACUCGGUCCCGCCCUGAAGAUCUACGAAAGACACGUGAAGGUUCUGCAGAGGACCCAUUUCCAAGAUGAUGAAGCUUUCUGCUGAUGCACACACUUACUUAUAUAUUAGCUACUGUACAUGACCAAGUUACUCGCAUGUACAUAUACCAAACGAUAUUUACUCGUACCAGAACGUGACUGUUCAGGACAUCCUGAACACAACAGUUCUUGUUUUCCUCAAACACAUAUGUAUAUAUUUUUUCAAUCAGUAAUCCUACAGCUAUUGGAAAGUACUUCGGCCUAAAAAAAAAAAAAAACAUGAGUAAAGUGAACCGAACUAAGCAGAAGCAUAGACGAAGAAGACUGAAAAAAGUUUCUUUUUUAAGAAGCGUCAACCAUUUUCUGGAAAGACUGCACAGUUCUGUGCAGUUAAUGCUGCUCUGAUGGAUACCACUGUUUGGAUUGUGACAUUUGACCCUGAAUUCAUUUCAUCAAGUGGAUUUUUUUUCUGUAGUACUUAUUCAGUCCAGUAGAGGGCAGACCAUUGUUUUUUUUGGGGUUUUUUUUUGACCUUACUGGUUUCAAGAUUGUCUCUGCUGGAGGGUUUCCACCGCGCCCAGAACUUUUUGUUAAAAUAUUUCCUCCAGAGUUAAAAAAAAAAAACUGUCUGGUUACAGUUUGAAAGAAGUACAUUCUGAUUGGAUAUUUGUUCUUUACACUUUUGCAAUGACACUGAAACCCUUGUCUUCCCUCGCUGACGGACUGAUUUUUUUUCCUGACAUUUUGAAAUUAUCUUGAACAUCUAAUGUUCCUUCUAGUUUUCUUGUGUUUUGCAGCGUUAUGUUAGAAAAAGUAAAAAAACUGUAUGUUUACGCAGAUCUUCUGCGCACAAUCAAGUGGGCACAUCUCACUGAGGAUCUCCCUUUAAAGUGACUUUGACUCCUUUAAUUUCGGAUUUGCCAGCCAUGACUUUGUGGCCCCACAUGUGGAAAAUCGCCAUUGAUAACUGAGCGCAACUUUUGUACAUAUGAAUCAGUUUUUUAAGGUGAAGUCCAAGUUGCAAAGCAAUGACGAUAUUCUUUCACCAGCAGUUGAAGAAUGUGUCUGAAUGUCCUCAAAUGCACAGAGAGCCCCGAAGCCAUGCAGCUCUUGAACUUUACAGUUUGUAAAAUAUAUAUAUAUAUAUAUAUAUAUAUAUAUAUAUAUAUAUAUAUUAGCCCAUAAGAUGAAUAUUGUUGGAACUGAGAAAACAAUUUGUGUAAAACAAUCAAAAAAUAAUGGAAGGGUCCAUUUCACAAAUGACAGGAACUGACUUGUGAGAGAAGAGAUGUGGAAAUGUUAACCUGCCCUUUAGCUCUGAUGUCUUUUGCGUCGUUAAACUGAUCGCACAUACCGAUGGACCCAUCACGCUUGUAAAUGGGACUGUUACUGAUUCUGUUACGAAAGGCAGGUGUGAAGAAACUCUGAAUGAGUUUAAAUUGCUCAGUGCAAUAGGUCAGUCUCAUUUCAGAUUAUAAGAACCUUUGUUUUGCCUGACAA
Labeo rohita (rohu) is the source of this 3685-nucleotide messenger RNA. RefSeq names its product sterile alpha motif domain containing 1b (gene samd1b). The record is from RefSeq and is a predicted model, not a curated record. Gene Ontology annotation, molecular function: protein binding; DNA binding. Bases 324 to 2252 code for a protein of 642 amino acids. NCBI's taxonomy places the organism in Eukaryota, Metazoa, Chordata, Actinopteri, Cypriniformes, Cyprinidae. The transcript has 7 exons.